Messenger RNA from Mercenaria mercenaria, 354 nucleotides. RefSeq lists its product as uncharacterized. Gene Ontology annotation, molecular function: hydrolase activity, acting on ester bonds. The coding region runs from base 1 to 354 and encodes 117 amino acids. NCBI's taxonomy places the organism in Eukaryota, Metazoa, Mollusca, Bivalvia, Venerida, Veneridae. The record is from RefSeq and is a predicted model, not a curated record. The transcript has a single exon.
AUGACAGUGGGUCUGGGUGAAAUUGGAUUGGACUGGACUGAACCUGAAAGCUCCUGGGACAAACAAGAGGAGGUAUUCAGGCGCCUUCUCCAAUAUGCUUGUGUGGGUAGAGUGUUAGUUCUACAUUUAAGAAGUAAAAAUAGCCAUGACUCUACCAUCUACCACAAAGGUCUAGAGAUGGUCAAAGAAUAUUGUGCUGUAAGACAGCCUAUUCAUCACCAUUGUUUUGGAGGAAACAGCCAGGUAGUAUCAGCAUGGUCCAGUGCCUUACCUAAUUGCUACUUCGGGUUUACGGCUAAUGUGUCCAGUUUGGGACCCGAGAAGCUGUCGGCUGUUUGGAAUUUUUGUGUAUGA